CGCUCGCGCCACGUCGGUUCCCGCAGCUGCCCUUCCCCCCCAUUCCCCCUCCGCGAGGGCGCAGCGCCAGAGCCGCGGCCCGGCGAGCGGACCGGACCGGACCGGACCGGGAGCGCCAUGGGCGGCCCGCGCCCCGGCUGCGCGCUGCUGCUGCUGCUGCUGCUCCUCCGGGCCGGGCAGCCGCGGGGCGCCGAGCUCACCUUCGAGCUGCCGGACAGCGCCAGGCAGUGCUUCCACGAGGACGUGGACCAGGGCGCCAGGUUCUCCCUGGACUACCAGGUCAUCACCGGAGGCCACUACGAUGUUGAUUGCUACGUGGAGGACCCCCAGGGCAACGUCAUCUACCGGGAGACCAAGAAGCAGUACGACAGCUUCACGCACCGGGCUGCGGUCAAGGGCGUCUACCAGUUCUGCUUCAGUAACGAGUUCUCCACCUUCUCGCACAAGACCGUCUACUUUGACCUCCAAGUGGGCGACGAGCCCCCCAUCCUCCCAGACAUGGGGCACAGGGUCACGGCUCUCACCCAGAUGGAGUCUGCCUGCGUGACCAUUCACGAGGCCCUGAAGACGGUGAUCGACUCCCAGACGCACUACCGGCUGCGGGAGGCCCAGGACCGGGCCCGGGCUGAAGACCUGAACAGCCGGGUCUCCUACUGGUCUGUCGGCGAGACGAUCGUCCUGUUUGUGGCCAGCUUCGGCCAGGUGCUGCUGCUGAAAAGCUUCUUCACGGAAAAGCGACCCAUCGGCAGGGCCGUGCACUCCUAGCCCGGCGUCCUGCUGCUGCCCCGCACCCCCCAGGUGGCAGCUGUCCUGGGUCACGGGCUGCGGGGCUGGGAGCCGCGGUGGGAGAGCGCAGGGCGGUGGGUGCUGCGGCAGCGUCUCGUCUUCCAUGCAGGCGCCAGGUCCUUGCACCCCGGCAGCCGAAGCUCAGGGAGCCCAGCAGUUUGAAGGCAUCCGAUUGCAUUACAUGUGCAACACGAAACACGUUUACAGCUGGUUAGGGAUUGGCCACUGUGGGAGGGCGGGCAGGCAGAGAUCCUGUGGCCUGGCUGGUAGGAGGAAGCCCAAGUGCCCAGGCCUCCGGGGCAGCUGAGGGCCCUGCCUCUGCUCCCUGAUGCCUGGGUCGUUGGGCUUGUGCGUCCUGGCCCGUGUGCGGAGCAAAGGGCUCUCGGUUCUAGCCUUUCCUGCCGUGGGGCUCGUGUACCCGAGGAAGCGAGACCCUAAAGUGGCUUUGCAGCUCUGCCCACCCCAGGCGAGCGGCGGUGUCAGCCAUGCAGGCGGGGCCCGGACGGUGAUGGGCACCUUCAGUUAGCUGUGUGUUUCCCCGGGGGCAGAACGGUGGCUAAUAAAAUCUAAGUGUGAGCACCC
Propithecus coquereli (Coquerel's sifaka) is the source of this 1368-nucleotide messenger RNA. It is a transcript of the gene TMED3, whose product is annotated as transmembrane emp24 protein transport domain containing 3. NCBI's taxonomy places the organism in Eukaryota, Metazoa, Chordata, Mammalia, Primates, Indriidae. Gene Ontology annotation, cellular component: COPI vesicle coat; COPII-coated ER to Golgi transport vesicle; endoplasmic reticulum-Golgi intermediate compartment. The record is from RefSeq and is a predicted model, not a curated record. Gene Ontology annotation, biological process: intracellular protein transport; Golgi organization; endoplasmic reticulum to Golgi vesicle-mediated transport. The coding region runs from base 118 to 765 and encodes 215 amino acids. The transcript has 3 exons.